Molecule: messenger RNA, 648 nt
Organism: Ceratosolen solmsi marchali
Lineage: Eukaryota; Metazoa; Arthropoda; Insecta; Hymenoptera; Agaonidae
Gene: mRpL30
Product: mitochondrial ribosomal protein L30
Exons: 3
Coding region: 1-534 (177 amino acids)
Biological process (GO): translation
Cellular component (GO): large ribosomal subunit; mitochondrion
Molecular function (GO): structural constituent of ribosome
Source: RefSeq, a predicted model, not a curated record
AUGUUAAAAGCAGUCAGAGCUUUUUUCAAUCAGCGUAGAUACUUCAAGCAUCGCAGUACUCCGAAAACAUGGAAGAAGGAUGGCGUUAAGUAUGGCUUAGUUACCUAUUAUCCAAGACAUCCCGAUCACGUAGAUCCAUAUUUCGAGCCAUCAAAACUAUUAUUGAUCGAACGUAUUAAGCCACUCAAGGGUUGCCCAUAUUGGGAAAAAAAUAUAUUAUUAAGUAUUGGCCUCGCUUCAGAGAAAAAAGUUAGACAUCAGACCGUCGUUAAAAAUAUACCCGAAAUGUGUGCCAGAUUAUGGAAAAUUAAACACCUUAUUAAAGUUACUCCUGUAGAGUUGCCAAAGAAUUUGCCAGCAGAUGUUGAUUCGAUUAGCUCUUAUCUCCACGAUUCGGGAAAAUUACUAAUUUUCCCAAAGAUCGAUGAAAAGCGAUAUAAAGCAACAGAAGAAUUUAUAAACAAUCCAAAAAGAUUAGAUGGUGAUACUUUACAGGAAAAACUUAGGCUUAAAUGGCUCAAUGCAAUGGAGUAAUAACUUUUAAGGUUGUAAAAAUAUUUUAUCGUUUUAUAUUGUAAAAAUACUAAACAAAUGUAAUGCAACAGGAAAUAGCGUCCUUGCAUACUUUUUAAACUGAAAGUUCUUUAA